This is a messenger RNA of Pristis pectinata (smalltooth sawfish), 2238 nucleotides long. It is a transcript of the gene med10, whose product is annotated as mediator complex subunit 10. The transcript has 4 exons. Gene Ontology annotation, biological process: positive regulation of transcription by RNA polymerase II. Gene Ontology annotation, molecular function: transcription coregulator activity. Gene Ontology annotation, cellular component: chromatin; mediator complex. The record is from RefSeq and is a predicted model, not a curated record. NCBI's taxonomy places the organism in Eukaryota, Metazoa, Chordata, Chondrichthyes, Rhinopristiformes, Pristidae. Bases 67 to 474 code for a protein of 135 amino acids.
GGCGACCACAGCGCGCGGGGCGGAAGUGCCCAAGGUGGCGGCCUGAGGGUGUGGGUGGCGCGGACCAUGGCGGAGAAGUUCGACAGCCUGGAGGAGCAUCUGGAGAAAUUCAUCGAGAACAUUCGGCAGCUCGGCAUCAUCGUCAGCGACUUCCAGCCCAGCAGCCAGGCGGGCCUCAACCAGAAACUAAAUUCUAUGAUUACGGGACUACAAGAUGUUGACAAAUGCCGACAACAGUUGCAUGAUAUUAAUGUACCGCUGGAAGUAUUUGAGUACAUUGAUCAAGGUCGAAACCCACAACUUUACACCAAAGAAUGCCUGGAGAGAGCCUUGGCCAAGAAUGAACAAGUCAAAGGGAAAAUUGAUACCUUGAAGAAAUUCAAGGGACUUCUGAUUCACGAACUGAGCAAAGUUUUUCCUGAAGAAAUGUCCAAAUACAGAGCUAUCCGAUGUGAAGAUCAUCUGCCCACGUAGCUAGACUCAAUGUGUUUUAUUUUGCAGAACUAUAUUGCUUCCUUUUUCCAGGAAACCAACCUGAAUGUGGCUAGCUUUAUGUAGCCUGAGAAAUUACUCUUGACUGCUUUAAAGGAAUACAUCAUUUGUUUCCAAAACAUGAGGCACAGCAGAAUAUCACUGAGAAAGAAGCAAAUGCCUUUUUACAUUCUGGAUGCAUUAGUGUUUACAUUGAAUGGAUUUAGUUGGUAUGUGUGCGAUGACAAAGGCAACAUCACAACUGUAUGGGGUAGAUGAAUUUAGUUAAAACUGAUUUUGAGAUACUUUUGUACCAGUAUACAUGAUGAAUUCAAUUUCUAUAUUGCUGGACUGUACAGCAAUUUUUGUAAUAAAGUAAGUUCUUUGCUACCAGAAUGCUCAAUGGAAUUUUGCUUUAACAUGUUUUAAUUUGUUUUAAAUCAUAAAUUUAAAGGGAUACAUAAUAUGAAAAAAUCCAGAGUGCAAAAAAACUAGUUAGGAAUAACAUAGAAUCUGGAGUUCUUGGAGUCCAACUCGCAUUACCUUUAGAAACAGUAAUUUCUUUUCUUUACACAGUUAUACAGCAUGUAAGCACGUUAAAUCAGCCACGAUCGAAUGGCGGAGCAGACUCGAUGGGCCGAAUGGUCCAAUUCUGCUCCUAUGUCUUAUGGUGAGCAGGCCCUACGGUCCACUGAGUCCGCACCACCCAUCAAGCAUCUAUUUGCAUUAAUCUCAUUUUAAAAUAUUUUCCCCACAUUCUCAGCCAUUCUGCCCAGUUUGUACCUAGAAGGGGCAAUUUACAGUGGCCAAUUAACAUAUGAACCCACACAUCCUUGGGAUGUGGGAGGAAACAAUAGCACCCAGAGGAAAUCCACGUGGUCACGGAGAAUGUGUAAACUUCAUACAGAUGACACCCGAGGUCAGGAUUGAACCCAGGUUUCCGAUACUGAGAGGCAGCAGCUGUAUCUCCUGGGUGUAUUAUGAAGCACUAAUAAGUACCUCCGGAAUCAUCAUUCCCACACUUCAGCAGUUGACAACAUAUCUUUAUAAAAGUACUAGUUAGUGUCAAGUAAACAGUUCUCUGGCAAUUCCUUAUACUGUGGAAGGGGUGGGGGGAACAGAGUAUUUUUCUGUUAAGGUUGGAUUUUUAUUGAAAGCACAUGUUUGAACAAAAGUUUUUGACCUAUAUGCUAUCAUAUUGGAAAGCCAUUUUAAAAUUAAUAUCAUGAGUGUCUUUGAACAAGAUAAUUGCCAAUUAAAUGCACAUUUCUCAUACUUCCCUUUCACUAAUUCCAUGUAUGGUGCUAUGGCCCAUCCAACCAGUUGUGCAAGGAACCAUUUCAAAAUCUACAACUAUGCAGUAUGUAAUCUGGCUUCCAGAAGGUGCUUAAGGUACGGAUGUAUUUGUACUUUGUCUUCGAUGUUCUUCACCCUCUUUGGAUAAAUCACUGACCACUUGCCAUACUGUAAUAAUUUACAAUGUUUACAUGUGGUCAGCCAGAACAGUUGAAGUAUAACCUGGGGCCCACUGUCUUAAUAUUUGUAACUAUUUCCUCAAUGUUAUGAUUGCAGAUACUUGUAAAUUGAUGUAUAGCAAUGGAAAUAACAUGUCAGUAUGUUAAUAAAUAAAAGAUGAGAAAAAGAUUUACAUCAAACUGUCAGGAAUUUGAUGACCCUGUACACUCUCUGGGGUCCAAGGAUCCACUUUGGAAACCUAUUUGGUAUAAGAAUGUAUCAAAAUUAAAAUAAAAUUGAGAACUAAAACAA